Baudoinia panamericana UAMH 10762 is the source of this 2412-nucleotide messenger RNA. RefSeq lists its product as uncharacterized. Gene Ontology annotation, cellular component: membrane. Lineage: Eukaryota; Fungi; Ascomycota; Dothideomycetes; Mycosphaerellales; Teratosphaeriaceae. The record is from RefSeq and is a predicted model, not a curated record. The transcript has 3 exons. Gene Ontology annotation, molecular function: transmembrane transporter activity. Bases 447 to 2276 code for a protein of 609 amino acids. Gene Ontology annotation, biological process: transmembrane transport.
GACAGACAGUAUACGAGGGACGAACGUUCUCCAUGAGGACGGAGGAGCCGGGAUGAGAGGUGAGGAGGAACAAGACAUACAAAGCUUUACAAUGACUACCUGAUACUGAAGAGGCACGCACGCUUUCCGGUAUUAUGGAACCACCAUUCGAUCGGCACAGUCCCUUUCCGAUCACAUCCUUCCUACCAUUUUUAGCUUAGCAAGCGGCAAGGAGAUAGGCGUGCUAUAGCACCGUGCCACUUGCAUUGCGUUGUGAUGUUAUCCUGCUGCCUUUGUCAAGCGUCUCUUGCUAUUGUCGCGUGCCCUACCCGGACGCCCCUCUGCCUCUCCCUGGAACCAUUAUCGCAAUGGCUGGUAACUAGGCCGGGUACCUGAAUUGUUGCAAGCAUAUUUUGGUGGAGGCGGCAACUUUGAAGAAAGAGCGAAAGGUAUAGGUCAGCAGCGCAAUGGAUCCCAACGAAGCCGUUAUCGAGGCCGACGUGGAGCUUGAUCAAGCCGCGCGGUUGAGAAGGCACCUCAACGAUGGCGAACAGGCAGCACAGGCAUCAAAAGGCGGCGUUCAAUCACGCGGUAGGAAGGCAAAUGACGAGCAAGAAUCGGACGAGGAGCAGCCACUGUUGCAAGAGGAUGGCAGGAAACAAUCAUGGGCGGGCACGGAGGACUUUUCGCAUCUGCCUUGGUACAAGAGACCGUCGAUACUCUGGGUGCUGUUUCCAUUUCUGUUGAUGACACUGGCGUUUGGAGGCUCAAUCACCCCCAAAGUCAACCUCAUCUUGCAGUUGGUCUGCCGGGAGUACAUCUCAGACAGACAGCUGGCAGAUCCCAAUUUUACCAUGGUGCCGGUGGACUUUGCUGGUGGGGCCAACGAUCAAUGCCGCAUUCCGGAGAUACAAUCACGAGUUGCGAUAUUCUCGCUCUGGGGCAGCCUCAUUGCGGGCUUGCUGUCCGCUGUCACCAGUCCGAAGCUGGGUGCACUCUCAGACCGCUAUGGACGCAAGCCGAUCCUCGUAAUUACAAGCUUAGGAACGAUCUGCGGAGAAGUUCUGACCAUCUUUGCUGCUCUUUAUCCUGAGACGUUCCCAGUCAACCUCCUGCUGCUUGGCUUCGCGAUGGAUGGUUUGACUGGCUCGUUCAUUGUGGCCAUGGCGAUUGCGAACUCGUACGCGUCGGACUGCACGCCGCCGCAGAGACGCAACGUCGCUUUCGGAUACUUCCACGGAUGUUUGUUCACUGGUAUGGCCGCCGGCCCGAUCAUAGCAGGCUAUCUGGUCAAGUAUACUGGCAAGAUUGUCAUCGUCUUUUACAUCCUGCUCGCAGUACACCUCUUCUUCGUCUGCUUCAUCGCUUUGGCGGUCCCCGAGUCGCUCUCGAAGAAGAGAAAGGAGGCUGCGCAAGAGAAGUACUCCACCGAGCUCGCUGAACUCGGUCCGACCGCAGACUGGAUCUCAUGGGUGCGCCAUCUUAACUUGCUCGCGCCGCUGAGCAUUCUCUGGCCGAAGGGUCCGCAUGCCACUCCAGCAUUACGGUGGAACUUACUCGUUCUCGCAGCUGUGGAUACGAUCGCUUUCGGGGUCGCCAUGGGUAGCAUCACCGUCGUCCUCAUCUACACCAAUUACGAGUUUGGAUGGAAGACUUUCGAGCAGUCACGGUUCUUAUCGAUUGUUAAUGCUUGCCGGGUCUUCUGCUUGAUCGUCGUCCUGCCGCUCUUAACACGGUGGAUACGAGGGAAGCCGGAUAUGCGCCGUAGGAACAGUGGCAGCGAUGUCUUCGAUCUGAUGGUCAUUCGGGUCGCUAUCUUGUUCGACACGAUUGGCUAUCUAGGCUACGCCCUAUCGCGAGAGGGCGGUCCAUUCAUCCUUUCUGGUGUUGUUGCUGCCAUUGGAGGCAUCGCGGCACCGACGCUGCAGUCAUCCUUGACGAAGCAUGUGCCUGCCGAACAGACGGGUCAGCUGCUGGGAGCGAGCGGGCUGUUGCACGCAUUGGCCAGAGUCGUCGCCCCAACCAUCUUCAACGCCAUCUACUCUGCGACGGUUGGCAAGUUCUCCCAGACAGUCUACGUGUGCUUGGCGGCUACAUUCGGGCUGGCGUUUGUGAUUAGCUGGUUCCUCAGACCACAUGUCUAUAUGGAUCCUGGUGACAUGCAUACUGCGGGUAAUGAACCUGGACGGGCUGGUACAUCUUCCGAAACGGACGAUGGCAAGUCGCGGAUACCGAUCGUAUCGUCAGUUAUGGCUGUAUUUGAUGCAGCCAAGGCCCACGUUGUCCGGAGAAGCUGAGCGUGUACAGCACAUUUUACAUUCCAUAGUAGCGGAAUAGACUUGUACAUAUAUCCGCAACGGAGAACGACAUUAUCGACUGCAGUCACCGACAUUUCAGUCCCGGCAAGCCCCUACCCCAUACACUAUUACAGCG